Rhineura floridana is the source of this 2161-nucleotide messenger RNA. Its product is annotated as eppin-like. Gene Ontology annotation, molecular function: serine-type endopeptidase inhibitor activity. Gene Ontology annotation, cellular component: extracellular region. Gene Ontology annotation, biological process: negative regulation of peptidase activity. The record is from RefSeq and is a predicted model, not a curated record. The transcript has 4 exons. Bases 128 to 577 code for a protein of 149 amino acids. NCBI's taxonomy places the organism in Eukaryota, Metazoa, Chordata, Lepidosauria, Squamata, Rhineuridae.
AGGGGAAUUCAGUGAGCCGGCUGGUGGCAAGCCCUGGCGCAUCCCCGGAGAGGCGGCCCCACCUGCCGGCCUCUUUAAAGGCAGCCCGGCGUGACUGGCAGAGCUCAGAGACAGCCCUGGCAGCACCAUGAAGGCAGGCAGCCUCCUCCUCCUCUUUGCCCUGGGCCUGUUCGCCCUCGGGAGGGCUCAGCUGUGCUCCUCGGCCGCCAAAGUGGAAGAAGCCAAGGAGGGCUACUGCUUCAACGUGCCACCCUUGGGUGACGUCUUUGACGAGAAGGACUGCAGCGCCUGCCUCCGGAACAAGUCCUGCUCCAACUGUGCCAAUGACUCCCAGUGCCCGGCCACCCAGAAGUGCUGCCCAGGGGACUGUGGCUACGUCUGCCAGGAACCUGUCAUUGACUUUUGCCACCUGCCCUCCGUCUGCGGAAACUGCAAGGCUAUGUUUGCACGCUACUUCUACAAUGUCUCCACCCAGAAAUGUGAGCUGUUCAUCUAUGGCGGCUGCGGUGGGAACAAGAACAAUUUCGAGACUGAAGACGAAUGUGUCAAGACCUGUGGGCAGCGCCGGGCAGCCUAGACUGAGAGAGUGAUUGGGGAAGUUUUCCCCCCUCAGGACAAGGUCCACCUCCACACUCGGUCUGGCAGCUGCAGCUUCUUUCUUGGCCUGAUGGAAAAGACAACUUUGGCUCAGUUUUGGACAAUGGGCCGAGGGGAGCAAGGGAGGGGUCCUGGGCACUUGGAGCUGCUCUCCGCCCCGGCAACUCCUGCUCCUGGUUUCCUAGGACUGACUUACCCUGAGCAAUGCAUCCUAAAUGUUUCUGUGUGACGGCAAAACCUGGGUGUUGAAGGCACACAUCUGUGUCACAACCGAUACCCCAGUUUGGCAGUUCCCUGUUGUAGCAUUUUCACUGUUUCCUGUUUCCAGAAUGAUGGCAGGGAAGACCAAGAGUUUGUUCUUCAGGCUUCCCUGCCCCCACAUCUCUGUAGCAGAGUCUCCUUUCUUGGUCCCAGGGAGGAGAGUGGGGAUUUUAUCCAAGGAAUCCUCCUAGAGGAUGACAUGCCCCCUCCCACGGUCCCCCCCCAGCCUCUGCUGGAAGGAGUGCUGGUCACCUAGUCUGGCCUGCUCAAUCACUUGUUGCAUCACGCCAGACAUCCAUGAAAGGCCCUGGCCACCUGAGUGGCAUGGAAUGCAUUGGUAUGAACUCUGUGCACAGAGAGGUGCUUUGCUAUGAAGGAUUGCUACCCCCCCUCAGAAAAAACUCCUGCACUUGCCUGAGCGAAGUUCAUAACGGACCAACUUCCCAUUUGGAAACUGAGCCAUGGCUUUUGGGGAAAGAGGGAGAGAGAUCGAUCGUUGAGAUUCAGAUUCAAAUGUCAGUGCCUGGAGUGGGGGCAUCCCUUAAAAAAAAGGGUCAACCCAAGUCCAAGAGAUGGAAAGAUGCAAAUCUUGACUGUCUCCCAGUCAUUUACCUGAACAAUCUUGAAUCUUUGAAUGUUAAGAUGGUAUGUUAAAGGGUUAUCCAGUUCCAGACAGUUAUUCCCCCCCCCAAUGAUUUCUUUAGCAGAGGGGCCACCAAUGUGGCACCCAUGGGUGCAAUGGUGCCCUUGAGGCCUUUCCCUGGUGUUCACAAAGCCUCUGAGCUCCCCCACUGACUGCCCCCCAGGCAUGAAGUGGUGAGGGUGGUUACCUUUUUAUUCCUUGAAAAAUACAUAGAGCUGAAGGAGGAAGUUGGAAAAGUGCCACUCUUUCCCACAUUCUCUUUCUGCUCUAUGUGCUUUUCAAGGCUUGGAUUAAUUCUGCUGGAUCCAACUUUCACCGGAUCCCUUGCAAAACCUAAGUGUGCCUGUCUCUGCAUUCUCUCUUUGUGUCUUUCAUCAUUGGGAGGAGGGAGGGUCAUGCCCAUGGCACUCGCUCAAAAAUCCAAACGUGCACACGCAGGCCUAAAAAGAUGGCAACAGUAGACUUGCACUUGGCCUUAUGUGUAUGUAUGUAUGUAUGUAAAAUUAAAUUUCAAAUUAAAUUAAAUUAAAAAUUUAAAGUUCACAAAAUGGCAUGAACAUGAGUGGGGGAGAGGAGGCAGUUGUGUGCCCUGUUGUCAUGGUACACCACCAUCGUUUUUUAUGUGUUGGUAGUUUAUAAAUCAAUAAAUCAAUAAAUGAU